This is a messenger RNA of Polyodon spathula (Mississippi paddlefish), 496 nucleotides long. RefSeq names its product general transcription factor II-I-like. The transcript has 5 exons. The annotation marks the transcript as partial. Gene Ontology annotation, cellular component: nucleus. Gene Ontology annotation, molecular function: DNA-binding transcription factor activity. Lineage: Eukaryota; Metazoa; Chordata; Actinopteri; Acipenseriformes; Polyodontidae. The record is from RefSeq and is a predicted model, not a curated record.
AUGUAUUUAGAAGAUGAGUAUAUGCCACGAAACAAAAGACCAAAGAUUAUAGCCACGGACGUACCCAGCGAGCCGGCCACCACCAGCAAAAGGAAAGUGAGGGAGUUUAAUUUCGAAAAGUGGAACGCCAGGAUUACUGAGCUGAGGAAACAAGUGGAGGAGUUGUUUGAAAAGAAAUAUGGGCUAGCUAUCAAAGCCACGGGGCCGGUGUCUGUCCCCUACCUGCUCUUCCAGUCCCACAAGGAUGAUCUGUUCAUAGAGGGGCUGCCGGAGGGAAUUCCCUUCAGGAGACCCUCCACUUACGGGAUCCCGCGCCUCGAGAGGAUCCUGCAAGCCCGGGAGCGGAUCCACUUCGUCAUUAAGAAGCCGGAGCUUCUCAACACAGUUAGAGAAGAGCUCCUAUUGGAUAACCCUUCCUCACAAGUAAGAGAGGAGUGGUAUGCCAGGAUCACCAAACUCAGGAAGCUGGUGGAUGAGCUUUUCUGCAAGAAGUACG